This is a messenger RNA of Exophiala bonariae, 1146 nucleotides long. RefSeq lists its product as uncharacterized. The transcript is spliced from 2 exons. The record is from RefSeq and is a predicted model, not a curated record. The coding region runs from base 1 to 1146 and encodes 381 amino acids. Lineage: Eukaryota; Fungi; Ascomycota; Eurotiomycetes; Chaetothyriales; Herpotrichiellaceae.
AUGAUAAAUUCUAUGACUUCCACAGAUGGCGGAGAAAAGCCGCAGAGCUACGAUGUCGUGAUCGUAGGAGGCGGAUCCGCAGGUAUAGCUGCGGCGGUUGGUGCAAGACAGGCGGACGCCAGUGCAAGGAUACUGCUCGUUUUCGAGCCAGAAUCCUUGAAAUUGGUCUUGGAUGACAUGAUGUACGAGCACCAGAUCGAUGUGCUCCUCCACUCUACUGUCGUCGGUGCGGAAAGAUUGGGAUCAGUAAUAUCCUCGAUUGAAAUUCAGGAACGGAUAGGCAGAAGGCGGAUCCUGGCGAACGCUUUUGUUGACUGCUCUGGCGAUGGCGAUCUUGCGUUUUGGGCCAGUGCUUCCACACGCUAUGGUAACCACGGUAUCGUUAAUCUGGGAUCCUUGGCUACACGAUUUGGUGGUUUCUCAGCAGAAGCAAAGCCGACGGCUGUGCUCUGGGGACAAGCGAUUACACAGGCUAAAAAGAAAUCACCAGAAUUGCAAGAUCUUUGUAAGAAGAACUCGUCGGUAUUGCUCAAGAUGCCCUCUGGCGACAUUAUGACAUUCCUCGCAUCUGCUUCAUAUGACGCACGAUAUUCUGCCUCCAUAACGUCAGCAGAAGCCUCUGGGCGUAAACAAGCACAAAAGUACCUGGAAAUCUUGAAAAAAUUGCCAGGCCACGAGAACAUGUAUCUGGUAUCGAGUGGUCCCAAUUUCGGUACGAGAGAAAGUCGCCAUAUCAAUGCCACUUACCAAUUGAAGGAAGAUGAUAUCAUGAAGAACACCUCAUUCGACGAUACCAUUGCUAUUGGCGCCUGGGGAAUGGAAUUCCAUCAAGAAAGUCACGAAUUCUGGGAAAGUACAUUUAUAUACCCACCAGCACGAAGUUUUGAGAUCCCUUUACGCUGCCUGCAGAGCAUAGAUACAGACAACUUAUACGUCGGUGGCAGAUGCGUCGAUGGUGACCAAUAUGCAGCCAGUGCGGUGAGAGUGAUGGGCACAGGACUUGCGACCGGGCAAGCGGCAGGUACGGCGGCUAGUAUGUACAGCCGCAGUCGUAGCAGAGCACAAGCUGGAAAGGUUCAAGCAUGUCUUAUUGCCAAUGGCGCAUUCAUUGACAGUCGGUCGCUGCCGGUGGCAGUGUUCGUCUAG